AGCAUGAGCAUCAGAUAACCAAGCAACCAAUGAAACUGGUAGAGCUAGAUGAUAUCGUUUCAGCCUCGCCCAAUUGCAUCAUUUUAAACGACAAAAAGAAAAAAGAAAAUCAGGAGCUUGGGUGAGCAAAAAAUAAAUAACACGACGGGAAAACGUAUUUUUCUUAUCCCUGUUUCUCCCUGCACGCAUCAAUCGUAUUGCAAAGCAAAAGACGACGAUAAAGAGCAUGGAAGCAAUGGCUGAAACAACAAUAACAGAAGAUGUUUAUGAUGAUGCUUACGAGACGAAAGAUGACUCAAAAUCUCCAGUACAAAUAGUAUGGAGAAACGUUAUAUUAAUGUCUCUGUUGCACCUAGGAGCGCUUUAUGGACUAACACUUAUUCCAUCCGCUUCUGUCUCAACCCUCGUAUGGACGGGAGUGUGUUUCAUAAUAAGUGCUCUAGGAGUGACUGCUGGUGCCCAUCGCCUUUGGAGCCACAGGUCCUACAAGGCCUCAGUGCCAUUAAGAAUCUUCCUAGCAGUUGCCAACUCUAUGGCUUUUCAGAACGACAUCUAUGAAUGGGCCAGAGACCAUCGUGUCCACCACAAGUAUUCGGAGACUAACGCAGACCCACACAAUGCCCGAAGAGGAUUCUUCUUCGCUCACAUUGGCUGGCUACUUGUCCGUAAACACCCAGAUGUUAUUGAAAAAGGAAGCAAGCUGGAGCUGAGUGAUCUAAAAGCAGAUGGGGUUGUAAUGUUUCAGAGGAGGCAUUACAAGUUGUCGGUGGUCGUGAUGUGCUUUCUCAUCCCCAUGUUUGUACCUUGGUUCUUUUGGGAAGAGACUCUUUGGGCAGGUUACUUUAUCCCUGGUCUGUUUAGAUACACAGUGGCCCUUAAUGCAACCUGGCUGGUCAACAGUGCAGCCCACAUGUGGGGAAUGAGGCCCUAUGACCACAACAUCAAUCCCAGAGAGAACAAGUGUGUUGCACUCUGUGCCAUUGGUGAAGGAUUCCACAACUAUCAUCACACAUUCCCCCAUGAUUAUGCUGCAAGUGAGUUUGGCAGUCGGCUGAAUGCAACCAAAGCAUUUAUAGAUCUCAUGUGCUUCUUUGGCCUGGCCAAGGAUUGCAGGAAGGUAUCUCACGAGACCAUUAUGGCCCGUGUUAAACGCACCGGUGAUGGCAGCCACAAAAGUGGUUGAUUAGUUCAGUACACAUAAGAAACAAGAAGUUAUAAGCCAAAAUAUACAAACACAUUCACAACAUUUCUUAUUGUGCAAUGAAAAUUGAUAUACAGUAUAUCCUUUCUCAUAUGAAAUAAGAAACUUUAGAGUGCAUUGGACUAAUAUUUCUUCUAAAGAACUCUUUCCUUUUCAUGAUGUGUAUUGGACUGUGGGGGAUUAUUUUGGGUGAUGGUAAAGAGCAUAGAUUGGAAGGAUAAUUAUGUCUUGGUCUGCCUCAAGUGGCAGGAGAGUGUUCUUUACUAGUUAAACAGCCAUGUGUCUCAUUACAGCCCUCUAUCAUGAAUAGGUUGACCCAUGUUUUUUUUUCUGCUGCCUAAAGAGUUACAUGAUUUAUGAAUAUCUUUCCAGCAUACAAUGCAAGCUGCAAAAUUUGGAUGGCAUGCUAUUAAUUUCCUGGAAGUUGUUAACAUUGAGAUGAUAAAAGCUGAUUUCAGUCUGAAACUUUAAGUACAAUGACCACUGAAAGAGUUUGUUUUACAGCUAGCCUAUACGUAGUCAUACAAGUCAGGAAAGCUGCUGUGUUGCAGUGACACUGAAAAUGGUCUUUGAAAUCUAUCUCGAUUUAAUUAAAAGUUGGACUUCAUAUAACUGCUAUGAUUUCUAUUUAUUAGAGUAUGUAACUGUUCUUCAGUGUGGAAAGCAUACAUGAAAAUGUUGUGGACUGUUUAUCUUCUGGCAUUGUUGUUAGAAACAAUGGUAAAACCCUAAAAUUAUGCUGUCAAUGCAAAUGUCAAGGGAGACUUAAUGGGCACAUUUUCAAGGAAUGUUGUUUCACACAUGUACCAGAAAUAAAAUAAAAUUUCUAAAACUGGGACA
Messenger RNA from Myxocyprinus asiaticus (Chinese sucker), 2041 nucleotides. RefSeq names its product stearoyl-CoA desaturase b (gene scdb). Gene Ontology annotation, biological process: unsaturated fatty acid biosynthetic process; response to fatty acid. NCBI's taxonomy places the organism in Eukaryota, Metazoa, Chordata, Actinopteri, Cypriniformes, Catostomidae. Gene Ontology annotation, molecular function: iron ion binding; palmitoyl-CoA 9-desaturase activity; stearoyl-CoA 9-desaturase activity. Gene Ontology annotation, cellular component: endoplasmic reticulum membrane. Bases 227 to 1183 code for a protein of 318 amino acids. The transcript is spliced from 6 exons. The record is from RefSeq and is a predicted model, not a curated record.